Molecule: messenger RNA, 2680 nt
Organism: Manis pentadactyla (Chinese pangolin)
Lineage: Eukaryota; Metazoa; Chordata; Mammalia; Pholidota; Manidae
Gene: TGIF1
Product: TGFB induced factor homeobox 1
Exons: 3
Coding region: 1447-2205 (252 amino acids)
Biological process (GO): regulation of transcription by RNA polymerase II
Molecular function (GO): DNA-binding transcription factor activity, RNA polymerase II-specific; RNA polymerase II cis-regulatory region sequence-specific DNA binding
Source: RefSeq, a predicted model, not a curated record
GGAAACGUGCUCGCGGGGCCGCGCUGGGCUUGGGGAGAGAGUGACUUGGUGGACUUCUCAGCCCGGGGGCUCUGAGGCUGGAACCGCGGCGGCUCUCUUUGUUGAGGCUGCGUCUUAAACGGCAGUUGCUGUUUACCUUCUAGACACAGCAUGAGGGGCUGUUGUGGGGAGACGGGCCUCUCCACGCUACUGGCACGUUGUCAAGAAGCAGGCUCACCGCCUUGUUUGUGCGUCUCCAAGUUUCAUUGUCUCAUCGACACCCCAUGUUUCGCGGAACCGCCGCAUGGCUUCUCUGUUUCUCGCGGGCGGGGGUGUGGGCCCAGGUCGGGGGGUCCCUCGCCCCGCUUUGCUUCGUCGGGAUCUGGGGCGACCGGGACCGCGGCGCCGCAGCGCCUUUGUUUGAAAGUUGGGCUCCGGGGCCCCCACUCACUCCCAGCUGGGCCCGGGCACUCUUCUCUAGGGAUGGGGUAUUUUCACAAUUGAAGGAAUGCGACUUUGGCCCCCAGAUCGCCCUCGGGUGUCGGUAGGUUUAGCAAGGUAGACUUUAAGAAAUUCCCAGCCUCUGAAAGUUUUCCCACGAGGAAUUUGGGGCACGAUGAAGAGUGAGGACUGAGGGCGAGCACCUUAAAAGCGGAAUGCAGUCAGAAUGAGUCCAACUGUGACAAACUGGCUUGGUUGUAAGUGCAAAGAGUGAGUCUGUCAUUGUUUCCGCGAGGCGGUCUGGAAGCGUUACAACUAAAACUUGCCGUCAGUGUGGUUUAAAAACAAAAUAGAAAGGGGAAGAAAAAAAGAAACACCAUGAAAGGUAAAAGAGUGUGAACUCCCUUUUGAAGUUAACUUUUUGAGUCCCCGACUGGGAAGUACCCCCGAAUAUUCCGUGGUAGCCGGAGUUGGCUUUUCUGUUGUGAUUUAUGUGGAGUGGUUCAAAACAGAAGUUAAUCGCUCGGGGAAGCCAGCGCGGGAGCGGGGCCGGAGGGUGGGGGGGGAGGCGCUGCUGCGCAUGCCCAGGAACGUCCCCGAGUUUUUGUAACUAACAUUCUUUCAGACUAGUCCAGUAAAUUACAGUAAAAACAGUUGUGUUAAACCCAGACAGUCUCAAACCCCUCAAGGCCCCUCGGCCACGUUUUUACCCCGGAAGUCUGUUCGUUUGACUUUGGGCUGGUCACUGACACACGCUGGGCCUCUCACCUCGUGGUCUCUCUCAGCCAGAGUGAAAUAAAAAGCCCAAACUCGGGGCGUUCGCAGCAGUUGGUGGUUGGACUCCCUGCGCCCCUCCCCAAGGGCCGGUGAGAACGCGGGGCCUUCGAGAUUGGACGUUUCACAGGCUGAGAAAACGCGUGCAGGGGACAGACAGCCCGGCGUGGCCUCUGGCAGGCCGUGUCAACUCGGGGAAGACUGACAGGUGUUGUUGCAGUGUCUGGCAGUGAGACUGAGGAUGAUGACAGCAUGGACAUCCCCCUGGAUCUCUCCUCUUCUGCUGGCUCAGGCAAGAGAAGGCGAAGGGGCAACCUGCCCAAAGAAUCCGUUCAGAUUCUCCGAGAUUGGCUGUAUGAGCACCGAUACAAUGCCUAUCCCUCAGAGCAAGAAAAAGCAUUACUGUCCCAACAGACACACUUAUCUACACUACAGGUCUGUAAUUGGUUCAUCAAUGCCCGCCGCAGGCUCCUCCCAGACAUGCUGAGAAAAGAUGGCAAAGAUCCAAAUCAGUUCACAAUUUCCCGCCGUGGGGCCAAGAUUUCCGAAGCAAGCUCUGUGGAGUCAGCAAUGGGCAUCAAAAACUUUAUGCCAGCUUUAGAGGAGAGCCCAUUUCAUUCCUGUACAGCUGGACCAAACCCAGCCCUACGGAGGCCACUGUCUCCUAAGCCAUCAUCUCCAGGAUCAGUUUUGGCUCGCCCGUCCGUGAUUUGUCAUACCACUGUGACUGCAUUGAAAGAUGUACCUUUCUCUCUUUGCCAGCCAAUUGGUGUGGGACAAAACACAGAUACUCAGCAGAUAGCAGCCAGCAACUUUACAGACACCUCUCUCAUAUAUCCAGAGGACACAUGUAAAUCUGGGCCAAGCACAAACACACAGAAUGGUCUUUUCAACACUCCUCCCCCUACUCCACCGGACCUCAACCAGGACUUCAGCGGAUUUCAGCUCCUCGUGGAUGUUGCACUCAAAAGGGCUGCAGAGAUGGAGCGUCAGGCCAAACUUACGGCUUAACCCUUCUUCCAGUAAAACAGUUCUCACAAAUGUUAUGAUUGCCGGGGUGAUGGCAAGAGAUGAAUUGCAUUAUUUUAUAUAUUUUUUUAUUAAUAUUUGCACAUGGGAUUGCUAAAAUGAAGCUUCCUGUUACUGAGAUGUCUUCAAUGGAAUAGUCAUUCCAAGAACUAUAAACUCAAAGCUACUGUAGAAACAAAGAGUUUUCUUUCUAAAAUGUUUCUUGGUAGAUUAUUCAUAAUGUGAGAUGGUUCCCAAGAUCAUGUGAUUUUUAUUUUUUCUUCCCUUUCCCUUUUUUUGUUGUUUUUUCAGACUGUGCAAUACUUAGAGAACCUAUAGCAUCUUCUCAUUCCCAGUGUGGAACAGGAUGCCCACAAACUCCCUAAUUAAUAAAUUUUCAAUUUUUUUUUCAAACAAGUAUGAAUCUAGUUGAUUGAUGCCCUUUUUUUCAUGACGUAAUAAAGUAUUUUCUUUAAAA